UUUUCCGAGAGAAAAGAUAUGAAGUAGUUCAGGGAUUAUUAAACGAUGACGGCAGCUGUUCUCGACAAAAUAGCAAGAAAGUGUCAACAAAUUGAAAGAGCUCAAAGUCAGGGAAAUUGUGGUGAGCGCGAACUUCGUGUGAUAGAUGACUGCUUAAGAAAUGCACAGAGAAUUUCGUAUUUGCUACCUCUUGAGACGUAUGAAGAAUUGAACAGAAAUCUGGAUGAAAUUCGAACAAUGCUGUCAACGCAUUUGCGGAGUGAGGGAACUACAGCUUUUUCCGUUUCUCGAAGGAGUUCAGGACCAAAUGCAACGCUGCUCCAGUUACCUGCACCCCCAGAACUGGCUAACACCGCCAUUAGACAACCACAGAGUCCUGCAUCUUCAGACAUUUCUGGAUGUUCUCGUCCAAUGCUUCACCGUUCACCCACAAGGUCUGAAUCAACAGAAACAUUUAGUCCAGUGUCAGCCAGAUCUAGGCGUUCUCGCACACCUCAGCGUGGAGUUCGAAUGCCAUCACAGUCCGGUAGCAGAAAAGGAUCUAGGGGUUCUCGCACACCUCAGCGUGGAGUUCGAAUGACAUCACAGUCCAGGAGCAGAAGCUUAUUCCCCAUGUCUCAAGCUAAAUACCAGAAGUCAGUGCUUGGAAAGCUAGUUGAACUUCUAGAUGAGAUAAAAAGAGUCGGGAGGCACUAUGAGCCCCUGAAUUCGGCUGUCCAUGUUGCUAGACUAGAAACCUUAGAAGAGUUUGCUCAAGAAGAGGCACGUCUCAAGGACCGCAACCUCUGGGAACAAAGGGUGUCCCAGCUCUCAAAGGUGGGAGGGAGGAACGAUAAAGACUGCGUCCAUAAAGUGAUGGACAGGCUUUUCACCAACAGCCUAAUGGCAUCUUUCAACAUGAAGGGGCGGGGUAGCAGUGAGAAAAAAGCCUUCCAGGAUACCACUUUUUACUCUGUGGUAAAAGCUGCAGUAAUGAAGUGGAGUAAAACUGCCACAGAAGUUGAAAUCAGGGCUGCUAUGGCUGAGACACUUAAACAUGCUCCCGGGAGAGCUGGAGGUGGAGGUCGCAAAGUGUGAACAUUUGAAGGGUACAUUUUCUGAGUUGUUUUGUGUUGACUCUUGGAAUGUGCUUUUGGAAUGUGAAAUCUGUGUUGGUUACUGGUUUAUUGCACUAUUUAAAAAUGUGUUGUUUUAAUAAAGCUAUUCUAAGCUAACUCUAAAGCUUUGUUUCAUUCAUAUGUUAAUCUAAAAUGUUAUUGGCAUAUUAAUGUGUUGGACUUGAGAAUUGUCAAUAGGCAUAGAGUAAACGUUGAAGAUUGACCUGUUUUCAACGUUGAAAAGUCGGGA
Messenger RNA from Xyrauchen texanus (razorback sucker), 1347 nucleotides. RefSeq lists its product as uncharacterized. The transcript has 9 exons. The coding region runs from base 46 to 1077 and encodes 343 amino acids. The record is from RefSeq and is a predicted model, not a curated record. Lineage: Eukaryota; Metazoa; Chordata; Actinopteri; Cypriniformes; Catostomidae.